Messenger RNA from Haliotis rubra (blacklip abalone), 5238 nucleotides. RefSeq names its product ATP-dependent RNA helicase DDX42-like. Gene Ontology annotation, molecular function: ATP binding; RNA binding; RNA helicase activity. The transcript has 20 exons. NCBI's taxonomy places the organism in Eukaryota, Metazoa, Mollusca, Gastropoda, Lepetellida, Haliotidae. The record is from RefSeq and is a predicted model, not a curated record.
GUUAUGCAUCGUCUCUUUGAGAUCUUUGUUGAUGUGUGAGAUUUGUGACUCUUUUCAACGAUGGCUGAUAAAAUAAGCGGGGGUGGUGAACGGAUGUUCCACAAGGGAGGUGAUGGCAGGCCCAGAGGCUUCGGGUUUGGAGGAUUUGCCCUGGGAAAGAAGGAAGAUGGGGGACAGCCCAAGGCUCUCUCUGGGUUUGCUGGAGUGCCCGGAAUGGCUGGAAACUCCAGCACCUAUAUGCCGGGUCGAACACUCGGGUACCACAUGAACCUGGGCAAGAAGAGGGUCAAGAGCGAAGAAGAGUAUUUUGAUGAUGACGAGGAGGAGUCUGGCUUGGACUACCAGCCGGCCCCUGGGAGCCCCGGCACCAACCGCAAUGACAGCGACAGUGACGACCCCCUGGAUGCCUUCAUGGCUGGGCUGGAGAACAGCCUGUCUACAGGUCAACCAGCUGGAGCCAGUGUCAGUACAGGCAUGAAAGAAGAAAAGAAGAAAGGAGAUAAAAAGGGUGUGCGGGACGACAUUGACCAGGAGGAUGAGAUGGAAUCUUACUUCCGCUACAUGGAGGAAAACCCCAUGGCAGGUGUCGUAGUUGAUGAAGACGAUGGCAUUGAGUAUGAUGAAGAUGGUAACGUCAUCCUCCCAGAGCGAAAUAAGAUGAUCGACCCCCUGCCACCAAUAGACCACUCGGAGAUAGAGUACAACAGUUUCAUCAAGAAUUUCUACGUGCCACAUGAUGAUAUCAAGAGUCUGACAAAGCAGGAACUAGACGACCUUCGCUUCAAACUUGGAAUCAAGGUAUCUGGUGUUGAUCCCCCACGACCUGUCACCAGUUUCGCUCACCUCGGCUUUGAUGAGCAGUUGUUGCACACAGUACGGAAGGCGGAGUAUACACAACCAAUGCCCAUCCAGGCCCAGGGUGUUCCCAUAGCGAUGAGUGGAAGGGACAUCAUCGGUAUUGCCAAGACAGGAAGUGGAAAAACUGCAGCGUUCGUGUGGCCUCUGCUCAUCCACAUCAUGGACCAGAAAGAGUUAGAGCCUGGCGAUGGACCAAUCGGAUUGAUCCUGGCGCCAACAAGAGAAUUGUCACAACAGAUAUAUCAAGAGGCUAAGAAGUUUGGGAAAGUGUACAACAUCCGCGUGGUGUGUGCCUACGGUGGAGGCAGCAUGUGGGAGCAGACCAAGGCUUGUCAGGAGGGCUGCGAGAUCAUGGUGGCCACGCCCGGCAGGUUGAUCGACCUUGUGAAGAAAAAGGCUACCAACCUGCGACGAGUAACAUACCUGGUGUAUGACGAGGCAGACCGCAUGUUUGACAUGGGCUUUGAGCCACAAGUGAGAUCUAUAGCCGACCAUGUUCGCCCAGACCGACAGACAUUGCUGUUCAGCGCCACCUUCAGACGGAGAGUAGAGAAACUGGCUCGGGACAUCCUCAUCGACCCAAUUCGUGUUGUGCAGGGCUAAGUAGGAGAGGCUAACGAGGACAUCACCCAGACGGUGGAAGUCCUGCCCCCUGGUCCCGCCAAGUGGACGUGGCUCAUCAAACGACUGGUUGAGUUCACAUCAACGGGCUCUGUGUUGAUCUUUGUGACAAGGAAGCUGAACAGUGAAGAACUCGCUACCAAUCUGAAGGCCAGAGACUUUACUGUUGGUCUGCUUCACGGAGACAUGGACCAGAAUGAGAGGAAUAAUGUCAUCUCUGCCUUCAAAAAGAAAGAGAUGCCAAUACUGGUGGCUACAGAUGUUGCUGCACGUGGUCUCGACAUCCCCCACAUCCGCACAGUGGUCAACUACGACGUAGCCAGGGACAUCGACACACACACACACAGAAUAGGCAGGACUGGAAGAGCAGGAGAGAAGGGCUACGCUUAUACACUGAUCACUGAGAAGGACAAGGAAUUUGCUCCCCAUCUUGUCCGCAAUUUGGAAGGAGCCAAUCAAAAUGUACCUGCAUCUCUCAUGGAUAUCGCAAAUCAGUGUCCAUGGUUCAAGAAGAAUCGCUUCAAGAAGGGUCAGGGGAAGAGAAUGGGAGGCAAAGGACUCGGCUUCAAGGAGAGACCAGGAUUGGGCUCUGAAAAUAGCACUCGGGUUCAGGAAUCAACAAGUUUCGCCAGUUACCGGGGCUUGGGCUCAUCAGGGCCUCAAGGAGACAGAAUCUCUUCAAUGAAGACAGCAUUUGCCGCACAGUUCAAGGCCAACUUCACGGCUGCCACAGAGGAGGGCGUGCCGUCAGUCGUCCACGGAAUCAAGGGAGGAAUUCAGCAACCACAGUCUCGGAGGAAGAGGACCCGCUGGGAAUGAUGUGGUACCUGUGUCGUACCUGUGCGCCUGUGUUGUUGACUGGAUACUAUGCGACUGUUAUUUCUCGGCACUUCCAUCCAGGUUGCAUGGAUCAGGUAUUAUGUGGAGAGUAGUUGACUGUUUGCUCCCAAACAUCGGUUGAAGUCAGUGAUCUGCAAACUUGGGAUGCUGUCAACAAGACUUGAAGCGAUGUUCAUCUUUGUAGAACCAAAUGGCAGUAUGUGAAUGGGAUCCUUUUGUGAUUGUUUUUUGAAUAUGUUUUCAGAUACAACAAUGCUUAAAGUGCCUCUGGCUGCUUAAUUUUCCCAAACCAGAGACAAUUUGCUCGAUGAUAGUAUCAGGAGAUACUACAGUGUUUGACCUUGACCUACAAAACUAGGGGUCACUUCGAGAGCCAAUGAAUAUUUUCAAUGGUCAUUAUAGGAAAAACUCAUCCUAUAAAGUAAUGAAAUGGUGUAGUGUACUGUUCUUAAUCACAGUAGCUGUGUAUGGCUUUUCGAGAAUUUUGUAAAAUGAAUUUUAUUGUGCGUCCCCCAGGAUGCAAUACAUUUUUUCCCUGGGACUGUUCUGUACAUUUGCAUGUCAUUGACACGCAUAUCUGCAUUAUGUAAAUGCCUGUACUGUGUAAAAUACAGGUGCUUGUUCAGUAAGAAUGGACAGUCAGCUGUUGGCAAGAUCUUAUGCGAAUUAUUGUUACCAUGGCUACUGAGUUGUUUGUAUUGAAUUGUAUUUGGAUUAUGGUGAAAUUUAUAUGCUACUGUACGUUUGCUAGGGAACAAAAUUGUCAUCUUCAGUCAAAGAUGGGUCCUUGGUAAAAUUUUGGUGGUGUACGAGUUGCAUUGUAAUAGGAUUGCACUGGCAGUAUGAUAUAUUAAGGUGAUUUGAGAAGUGAGAACAGAUUUGGUUUUUGGUGCCUGUGUCCAGGUUCGAUUUGAGAUUGUGAAGUCUGACGUGGAAGCAAAGGCAUAAUGAACUAUCACAACAAAGAAAGCACCAGGGCCUAGAUGUUUGAAGCUCUCUUAGAGCUAAGAUAGUCGUAAGUGUCAUACAUUAACAUUAACUCACGACUAUCUUUGCACUAAUAGAGUUUCGAAAAUCUAGGCCCUGAUUAGUAGGAUGUAGUCAUAGACAAGACAGGAGACAGAGGACAACAGGUUGAUACAGUGGAUGUACUCAUAGACAAGACAGGAGACAGAGGACAACAGGUUGAUACAGUGGAUGUACUCAUAGACAAGACAGGAGACAGAGGACAACAGGUUGAUACAGUGGAUGUACUCAUAGACAAGACAGGAGACAGAGGACAACAGGUUGAUACAGUGGAUGUACUCAUAGACAAGACAGGAGACAGAGGACAACAGGUUGAUACAGUGGAUGUACUCAUAGACAAGACAGGAGACAGAGGACAACAGGUUGAUACAGUGGAUGUUGUCAUCCCUUGUAGUCUUCACAAUACUGCAGUACAUACAUUUCUUGCUGUUGGUGAGAGUAACGCUGGUCUUUUAUAAUGUUGGUGGUCUUUCAUGGGCCCCAAAGCCAUAAAUUUCAUGGAGUGGGGUUUUUAGGCGAGAGUAAUUCCGGUCUUUGAUGAAGCAGGCAGUCAUCCAUUGGCCACAAGGCUAUACAUACAUUUCAUGCUGUUGUUGAUUACACGAGAGUUUAAAACUGGUCCUUGAUAAUAUGGCCGGUCAUUGAUGGGUCACUGUACCAGCAUUAUUGUGAUGCUGGUUAAUGGCUCCGGUUGACAAGUGUAGGUAUUCAUUGUGUGUGAUCUGGCUGAGGGAGGUGCAACAUCUUGGCAUAACAUGCGGUAUAUAGUUACCAUUAAUCAACAACCUCAAUACUUUAUGUCAUUAUUACUGAUUACGGUUGUAGUCAGACCUCGCAAUGGAGUAGUAAUGGAGUAGUCCUCAGUAUCUGCAUGUUGUUGCCAUCAGAGAGUACACACUAAGAAAGCCCAAUCCACCACACAAGAACUGUCGAGGCAAUUGCCUUUUCGCCAAGCCUCAGCACAGAUAUGAAGCCACAGUAUGUGUUCAAGAUGAUGUAUAUCAAGGAUAUGUUGGUUUAACAUUGAUAUGAAGGACAUAGAGUUUUUUAAGUGUAGAGCACCAUGUCUUUGAACUGACAGAAACUGUGAAAAUAGAUUUGGCCUGUUGGGUUCCACUUCUGUUUUUUUUUAAUCCCAGGCUCUGGGAUUGUAAACGAUUAUUAUGUCAUAAUGUAAAUGUUGGGCCAAAUUUAGAUGAGACCCUGGACUGGAGGAGUAGUCUCUGUGGCUGGGCUAAACUUGCCUUCUUUACAUGGAGGUAAAGUCAACUGAAAGUUUGCCCUGUCGGUUUACAGGUUAGAAUAGGUUCACACAACUUGAGCGAUAGUCAUAUUGUGAGCCUAUAAACAUGCAUCCACUGUUUCUCAAGGGUCUGCUUUUGGGAAAACUUACACUAACCCCUGGAUCCAUUCCCGUGAUUCUAAAUUACCUGCCCUUUAUUUUUGUCAACAAGUUUUCGACCAAUCAAACAUCAAAAUAAGGAAAAGAGUAAAUGGGUAAGGGGAAUAACUUGUAUUACAUUAAGCCACUAUUAAUGGGUUUCCAUCCAUCAAAAUGAUUUAUGAGAGCUUUCCUUUGCAUGUCAGUCUGGUUUUGAAUGUUAAAUUUCUCUUCCAUCUUGUUGCUAUUGCCACCCAACAUUGAGGUUUUUGUUGCUAGCCAAUCAAAUUGACAAAUGGAAAUUAAGGGCUGAAAAAUUGAGAUUGCGAGAAACACAGGAAUUGUUUCAGGUGGUUUAACAAAGUGCAGGUGGGGAAAUAGGGGAUGAUAAACAGAGAUCCUGCAAUUGUAUAGUUUCAUCUGUGGCACCAUGUUUCAUUAAGUAUUUGGUCGGAUUCAUGUGAGAACUCUUUGAUCUUUUGAUUGCAAUGGUAUAUAGGUAGAAUGUUUUU